AAAAAAAUACACAUCCGAGAAUACAACAGACCACGCGCUUUCCCUCUUUUUCAGUAGUCAACUUGGCCUCUUGGCGUCUACCGGCUACAGCUACAUCAACAUCUAUAAUUUGCAAACUACUGUGAAGUGCACCGCAGAGGGAUGCUGACGAACUACUGUGUUGUUACCAGUUGUUGCUGGCACAGAACACACACACAGUGAGUCACUGGUUGCCUGCAUGCAGUAAAGCAUGUGGGUUCCUCAGCUGAUGAGAUCCCCCCUUGGAGGAACGGUGUCAGCAUGGGGCCAAUUCUGGAAAUUCUGCAGUCCCUAGGAGAUGCACAGUGUGUCAGCUUCCAAGAAUUCCCAAGUUCCUGCCAUCUCUCCGUGGCUAAGCAGCAGCAACGUGGACAUCGUCCAACAACACGAGGACAUCUGAUGCUGGAAUUUAGGUUGGUCUGCUCAAAUUUGGUUGCAAAACAAAAGAAAAGAAAAGUUUGUCUGCAACAUUGCAGUGAUAUGCCAGAGAUGCUGAUAUUGACAGCAAAUUCUUUCAUAAUGGGAGAGACAUUAGGAAUGUCUGGAGUUGUUGUGAAACCACUUACUGUCAUUUGCUGCAAUUGUACACACACCAAAAAAAGUUUUCCAGCACCCCAGUUCCCAGUAAUUCUGAAGACAGAUGGUGACUGUGGAUAUUGUAUUACAGACAGUCCCCUUUACUGUUCCGAAAUGUCACUAAAUCCUCCCAAAGGUGUAAACAACUGUGCAUGAGCAGCACCUAUUAGAUGCAGGGGGUGCGACAGCCCAUCAGUUCCAGUCAUUCCACCAAGAAGGAGGUACAUGGCUCAUGUUGUCUGUAGUUCAACCAUGCCUAGAUGGUCAAUACCAUGGUUCGAUCACAUCUGCAUUGUUACUUUGUGCCAAGAAGGGCUCUCAACUAGGGAUGUGUCCAGGCAUCUUGGAGUGAACCAAAGUGAUGUUGUUUGGACAUGGAGGAGAUACAGAGAGACAGGAACUGUCGAUGACAUGCCUCGCUCAGGCCGCCCAAGGGCUACUACUACAGUGGAUGACCACUACCUAUGGCUUAUCAAUGCCACCAUGUUGACUAAGCCACAGGACAUCAUGCUAUGACUCAAACUGUGCGCAGUAGGCUGCAUGAUGUGCAGCUUCACUCCCAGUGUCCAUGGAAAGGUCCAUAUGUGCAACCACAACGCCAUGCAGCACGGUACAAAUGGGCCCAUCAACAUACCAAAUGGACCACUCAGGAUUGACAUCAUGUUCUCUUCACCGAUGAGUGUCGCAUAUGCCUUCAACUAGACAAUCGUUGGAGACGUGUUUGGAGGCAACCCAGUUAGGCUGAACACCUUAGAUACACUGUCCAGUGCGAGCAAGUGGAGGUUCCAUGAUGUUUUGGGGUGGCAUUAUGUGGGGCCGAUGUAUGCCGCUGGUGGUCAUGGA
This is a messenger RNA of Schistocerca gregaria, 1437 nucleotides long. RefSeq lists its product as uncharacterized. NCBI's taxonomy places the organism in Eukaryota, Metazoa, Arthropoda, Insecta, Orthoptera, Acrididae. Bases 280 to 750 code for a protein of 156 amino acids. The transcript is spliced from 4 exons. The record is from RefSeq and is a predicted model, not a curated record.